CACACAUGUCUUUCUCUGUACAACCUCACUCCAGCCCAGGGUAAACUCUUAGUCUGGAGGCUGGCGACUAACCAUGAGAACCAGCCAGAUUGUUAAGUAUUCACUGUUUGUGUCCUGCUAUAUUUUUUGGGUGGCUAGUGGUCUUAUGAUUGCUGUUGGACUUUAUGCUAAACUAUGUAAAGAGACAGGUGUUGUGGACACCCUAGCAACAGAUCCAGCCAUAAUAUUAAUUGUGGUGGGAAUGCUGAUGUUUGCCAUUACCUUUCUCGGCUGUAUGGGAGCACUGAGGGAUUUGCAUAUAUUGCUAAAAAUUUUUGCUGCAAUGCUUCUCCUGGUCUUAAUCCUUCAAUUUGUUGCAGCUGUUCUUUGCUUUUUAUUCUCAGGAAUGGUUUUAGAAAAAGCUUCCAAUGUAAUGUCCAAGGCAAUCAUCCGUUAUCGGGAAGAUGCAGAUUUGGAAAACUUUAUUGACUAUAUCCAGAAAAGGUUUGAAUGCUGUGGGGUGAAUAGCUACACAGACUGGUCUUUGAACAUAUACUUCUACUGUGUAGACACCAACCCAAGUCUGGAAAAAUGUGGGGUGCCAUACUCUUGCUGCAUCAGGGAAGAAGGGCAGACUGUCAUAAAUACAAUGUGUGGAUAUGGGACACAGAAUCUCAAGAGAUGGCAUGUGGAACAUCAAAUCUUUGUGGAUGGGUGUCUAAAUAAGAUUGUGAGCUGGGGUAGAGGAAACCUGCUGUUCUUGGGAGGUAUUGCAAUGGGACUCAUCGUUCUGGAGAUUCUGGUGACCUGUCUGGCUUUUGUCCAGAUCUACCAGAUCAAUUUCAUAAUGGAAAGAAAGAAAAGCAUGGCAAUAGAUAUAUCAAGUGGAAAGAUGCAGGGAAACAGAGAAGAGUUUGUUCAACAGUUGGAGCAGAUGUAGGUGGACUGUGAAUAUCCAGGGUAGCACGGUUAUCAAGAACUUUUCAGUCAGGACCUACUUUGGAAGGGAACCAUGUAACUAUUUAAAAACAAGAUGUCUUUGUUUAAC
Molecule: messenger RNA, 1027 nt
Organism: Nanorana parkeri
Lineage: Eukaryota; Metazoa; Chordata; Amphibia; Anura; Dicroglossidae
Product: tetraspanin-33-like
Exons: 8
Coding region: 74-919 (281 amino acids)
Cellular component (GO): membrane
Source: RefSeq, a predicted model, not a curated record